CUCACCGACCUUGACAACGAUAACUCCACCGCAGCAUCGAUAAUUUUGCUAAUUUCCUGUCGGAGAUUUUCUUUAUGGGACGCGACUUGUUUUUGAGCGGGCGUUGACCGCUUCCAACAUACCGAGUAAGACAUGCCCUGCAGCGCAACUUUUUCCAGCCCCGUCGGAGCGUAGCGAGUACUUGGAGUUGAAAGGACAAGUGAAAUGGCAGAUCCAAGAACCGCCGUUUGUCACUUGCGAGAUACCCGAGACAGUAUGAAUCUGGGUUGGAAUACACAAUCUGGAUGAAACAACGUCCUUUCACAACAUCUCCUCGGCCACGUUGUCGCGGACUGGUCAUUGGUCCAUAAAUCUACUCCACGACGGCCAUCAAAGACCUAUCCGUAUCGUUGAAAUCGUAUAUUUUCCUGGCCAAGAGUAACUGCCAACGUCAGCUCGGUCGGUCGACCUCUAUUCCCAACACUAACGCAACCAGAAUGGAUCCGUUCCGUUACCGCAAAGCUUAUGCGGCGAUGCUGCAGGCGACACAGCUCAUAGAAAAGCGGCUUCAACAAGGCACUGAACUGGAAGAUGAGCACCCUAAGCAACUUGAUGUAGGAAGCGCUGCAUUCCAAGACCAAGACCCAGAUAGCAUGGAUUGGACUCCCACCGGGAGCAGGACGCCAACUGCAGCUGCGGAGUGUGGACCUCCACCAUCAUUGUCUGAAAAGCUGCGGCCGCUUCUGCCCGCUGGUGGAGAUGGUGAUAUCCAAGCUCUAGAUCGAAGGGAAAACGCGCUGCUUCUGCGCAAGCUGAAGGAGGGUAAGCUGGUAGAUGCAUGUAUCGAUAAGCUUGUCCAAGACUUGCCCGACGCACUCAGCUACAACAACUCUGCGUCUUUCACUCCUUCUACGAUAGAAGUCCCUAAAGAUUUUGGGUUGCAGCUAUCGAUCUCGAUCAAUCAUCAUAUGGCACAGAUAGCAGACCGGAAAGCGCUUGAGAAGUACCGACGGCUGCUGGGUCAUCGCAAAGAUACGGCGAAGCGAAAACCUGUCAAGCUCGGGUUCGACCCGGUCGAGCUGAUCAAAAAGCAAGCCGUCUCCCUUCCUGAGAAUGUCGUGUCUCCGACAUGCUCGCUGAUCAACGACAUUCAUCCAAUUCUUCGUCCUGAGAACUGGCAUGGCUGCCCAGAUAAUAUCUACGAGGUGCUAAAGCCGGGUAUGCAGCUUGCGACUUUGUUCCUGACAUCUCGCGCUACUGCACACUACUGGCAUACGCUCUGCUUCGGCGAGCGGAAACAGUGUGCCACAACCUCAGAAGCAUACGGCCAGCCGUGUCGUCGCAUUCGAGAAGACGUUUCUUGGUCAGAAGAGCGACAUGUUGCCUUCAACAACUUUUUGAGCAAUCAGUUGGAUACGAUCUACUUCUGCUUCCACAACAACCCGCUUCCACCAGAGACUGUGUACGCUUCCAUGGGCCUGGUGAGAGAUUACAAGAACGGCCUGAUACGCAAGAUGAACGACAAGUGCCAUACUUCUCGCAUCUGCCUGCACUCGGACUUUUACACUACCGCGAAGAAAUUGAGUCUUUUGCGCUACAGAGAGCCAGCCAUGGUCUUGCGGUUCAACUUGUUCCUCGCGAUCUGCCUCGCCCAUGAGAUCGCACACUUCUGCGAGGUGUCAGGCCCUCAUCACGAUCAUGAACUACUUUCGGAACCCGAAGUCUUCUGGGGCGACAACAUGUGGACUGAGAGCGGCAUUGCAUUCGAGACCAAGGUGUUUGGCGGUCGUAUACACCCGCUUUCGAGUCGCAUCGACUGCAGUCUUGGAUUGGCAUGCCUCGACUACCCGCUCAAAGAGCUCUACGAUAAGGAUGACAAUGUUCUCUACGCUCUUCCAAUGGACUACGUCCUCAAGCUGCAACAGAGCGAGACAUGGCAACAAGACUUCAGCAAAGCCGGGACCGACGUGUUCUUUGUCCCAAGAAACGGUAGCAAGUCGGUAGAGAUCAACGGCGCUAACCUGAUGAUUUGGGAGGACGAGAACGAUGCCGACAUCUCAGACCACAUCGACGGAAAAGAGACGGAAUGGAAACGCAUGGAUGAUGGAUCUAUUGCCAGGAACCCAAGCUCGAACAACCGCAGGCCUCAGCGGCCCCCUAUUUUUCAACGAUGGAGUCCGUAUGGCCACAAGAGGAAGAACACUGCCGACGACGUGGCCUGCGUAUCGACAGAAGUGGUGGAAAACAAGGGGGAUGCGGGACCAGGGGCGACAGAGCCGGAGCUGAAAGCCCAGAACAAAGAUAGUGAGGACCCAAAGAGAGCCUCAGACCAGGUUAUGGCUUGAUGUAGACAUAGGGAAGGACCACGCCGAGGAUAGUCUAUCAGACAGCUACUUGUUGCUUGUGCAUAAGCAUCCGCGUUCGGAUACUUUGGCAUUUUUUGGUCUGCAUAGCGAUCGCAUUACUACCAGCGUCACUACUAGCAUAGCGAAUACUGUAUUGAAGCUCAGGUG
This is a messenger RNA of Didymella exigua CBS 183.55, 2492 nucleotides long. RefSeq lists its product as uncharacterized. The coding region runs from base 477 to 2324 and encodes 615 amino acids. The transcript has a single exon. Lineage: Eukaryota; Fungi; Ascomycota; Dothideomycetes; Pleosporales; Didymellaceae. The record is from RefSeq and is a predicted model, not a curated record.